This is a messenger RNA of Stylonychia lemnae, 2409 nucleotides long. NCBI's taxonomy places the organism in Eukaryota, Ciliophora, Spirotrichea, Sporadotrichida, Oxytrichidae. The record is from the annotation of a GenBank genome assembly.
AUGUAUUGUAAAUACCUUGCUUUUAUUUUGUGGCUUAAUGGAGCAGAUGGAGUGAAGCCUGAAAUUAGAUAAAUAGUGGGAUUAACUCUUAAAAGUUAAAUAGAGAAAAACUUUGCUAGAAUUCCAAUGGAUACCAUUAAUUAUGUAAAAGACAGAUUGCUAGUGGCAUUUUAUGAUCCUGAAUAUACUGUCAGAAAAACUGUAAGCAGUGUAAUGUCCAUCCUAGUAGUUAAAGGAGGCUUUCACAUUUGGCCAGAGCUUCUUAGUUUCUUUACUCAAAAUCUAACUAGCCAGGAUUAAACAAUUGUUGAGAAUUCAAUUCAAGCGAUCUCAAUAAUUGUUGAGGACUGUUCUUAAUUAUUUGAAAAUGAGGAUUACUGCCAAGAAAUAUAAAACAUGAUACCUAACAUUUUCAGAUUACUAGAUUAAAACUAGACAGCACAUGUUAAAGAGCAUUCUAUUCUAAUUGUGAAUUUAUUAAUGAUGACAUAGUCUGCUGUUGUGUGUGAGCAUUAAGAGUCUUAUGCAAAGCACUUACUAACAAUGCAAUUUGAUUAAUCAACUUAGGUUAGAUGGAGGAUCAUUUAGGGAUUGAAUGUUAUUUAGGGAUAGAAAAAUGAAAUAAUAAUGUCAAUAUUUGAUCAAGUAAGUGAGCUAAUGAUCAAUGCACUAAGAGAAAAAGAUUAGAAAAUUGCUUUAGCAGCAACUGAGUUUUGGUCUGGAAUUGUUUCUCAGAAGUGCAAUACUCCUUAAGAGGAAGAGCAAAAGAUUAAGAAAAUCUUCACAAAAUUGCCUGUAUUGCUAGUGGCAUUGUUUGAGUGUUGCAAAUUUACAGAUCAUGAUAGAAUGGCAAUUAUGCCAUCAAAGGAUGGAGAUGUAGAAUACGAUAGAAAAAACUUCAAUAAGGAGUCUUAAAGAAUUAGUGAUAACAAUAAUGAAGAAGAUUAUGAGAUUGAUGAUGAUGAAUAUUUCACAACAUUGAGGAAAUCAUCAGCAUUUACAAUUGAAAGGUAUUCAAAGACCUAUCACGAUGAUACAUUCUUCAUUUUACUUCCAUACUUUGAAACAGCAAUGAAAAGCUAAAAUCCUGAUUAAAUUGAGCCUGCAAUUUUAGUUCUGGGUGCCAUUAGUGACUCAGAUGGUGCAUAUGGUGUAAUUAAAAUACAUCUAGAUAAUUUGGUGCCUUACUUAUUAGAAACACUCAACUCUAAUAAUGAAUUGCUGAGAUCUACAACAUUGUGGACUCUUUCUAAAUUUACUGAUUGGAUUGCAAAAAAUGAUGAGUACAUUGAGAUUUAUAUAAACAUCUUAUGCCAAAAGAUGAUCGAUUAAGAUUAAAAUGUUUAAGAAGCUGCAUGUGCUUCUUUAGCUGUUGCUUGCGAAUAAGCUCCAGAUAGAAUACUUCAACAUAUAUAGAAACCGUUAGAUGCUUUUAAAAUGGUUAUUAAUAUAUACAAAGGCAAUGCUCUGGUGCUACUAUUAGAUACCAUUGGUUAGUUGGCUUUAUCUUUAGGAGAAAACAUCAGAAACGAAAGCAUUGUAUCUUAACUAAUGCAAGUUUUGAAUAAAAUGUAUAUGGAUUGUGAUGACGAAAGUAGGUUAAUAUUCCCAUUACUUGAAUGCUUUGAAUCUGUGAUUUAAGCUCUCGGACCAUUGAGUGAACCAUUCAGCAAACCAAUUUUUGAUAGAUGUCUUAAAAUCAUAGAAAAAUUCAUAUAAAAAGUAAAGGCAGACCCUGAUGCAAUUUAUACUGAAACAGAAUUUUUUUAUGUAUUCGCUUUAUUAGGCGACUCUCAAAAGCACUUACCUGACUUUUACAUUGUCUACCUGCCUUAAUUCAUCUAAAUUGCAAUUGAAAAUAUAAAUUUUGGAGAGGGUCCUGAGGGAGAUAAUAGCAAUUUAGCUUAGUGCAAUAACGCAUGUUGGUUUAUAGGUUAAGCGAUUGAUAGUAGGAAUGGGGAUUUAAUAAGGCCCUUUAUACCAGUUAUAGCAGAGAAAGUUGUGAAAAUCUUAAGUGCCUAAAGAUUAAAUAAAUCCCUUGCUUAAAACCUAAGUGUCACAUUUGGCAGAUUAGGAUUGCUUGAACCUAAAGACCUAUCUGUCUAUCUGGAUAGAGUAUUGAAAUAGUGGUGUAUAUCUAUGAGAAUAAUAAAGAAUGGUCCUGAAAAAGAAAGUGCAUUUAGAGGUAUUUGUAAUAUGAUUCCGCACAAUCCUUAGGCAGCAAUGAAUGCUCUUCCAUAUCUUUGUCAUAGCUUCGUGAAUUAUAAAGAACCUCCUCAGAAUUUAUUCAAUAUUUUCCAGGGGCUGCUUUUUAAUUUCAAAACUGUAGUGGGAGGAUAAUGGGAAGAAUUCAUAAUAUAAUUUCCUCCAGAUCUCAGGCAAAGUGUUCUAGAAAAAUUUAAUGUCUGA